AUGCGCGUUUCAAGCCCUAUUCUCGGAGGAUGGCUCAAGCGUCGAGUUAUUGUUACUGGGGGCGCCUCUGGUUUCGGUGAGGCUACUGUGCGAUGGAUGGCUAGUAGAGGAGCCAGCGUCGUUAUUGCGGACAUUAACGAGGAGAGAGGCAAGAGUCUCGCAAACGCCUUUGGGAAAGAGAAACUCAAGGGUUCCGUGACAUUUAUUAAGACCGAUGUGACAAAGUCCUCCUCGUGGACUUCUCUUGUGAAGGGUACCCUUGAUCAGUUUGGUGGUCUAGACGUUCUCGUUAACAAUGCAGGUGGAAGCUAUGUGAACAAGGCUACACUCGAAGCCACGGAAGCAGACUUUAACAAAUGCAUUGACUUGAACGUGCGCUCCAUGUUCCACUGCGUUUCGGCCGUCGUGCCGCACUUCCUCUCCGAAGAACAAGGCGUCAUUGUGAAUGUCUCGAGUACUGCUGCUAUCCGGCCUCGUGGAGGGCUGACAUGGUACAACGCUUCAAAAGCCGCGGUCAACAUCGCCACGAAGAGUCUAGCAGUCGAAUACGCUAAGCAAGGGAUUCGUGUGAACGCCGUCUGCCCCGUUGCAGGUCAUACACCUCUUCUCGCGACCUUCCUCGGCAAGAACUCAGAGGCUUCGUUCGCGGCAACAGUGCCGAUGGGACGUCUCAAUGAGCCGGAAGAUGUAGCGUCUGCAAUUGGAUGGUUGGCCUCUGAUGAAGCCAAGUUCGUAACGGGCGUAUGCCUUGAAGUGGACGGUGGACGCUGCGUCUGA
Messenger RNA from Fomitiporia mediterranea MF3/22, 777 nucleotides. RefSeq names its product oxidoreductase. The transcript has 8 exons. The record is from RefSeq and is a predicted model, not a curated record. NCBI's taxonomy places the organism in Eukaryota, Fungi, Basidiomycota, Agaricomycetes, Hymenochaetales, Hymenochaetaceae. The coding region runs from base 1 to 777 and encodes 258 amino acids.